AGCUCCAGGCUGAGGUCCAUCUGAGCUCCGGGCUGAGGUCCGUCUGAGCUCAGUCUGAGAUCUGGGCUGAGGUCCCUCUGAGCUCCCUGUGAGCUCUGGGCUCAGCUCCAGGCUUAGUUCCCUCUGAGCUCCGGGUUGAGGUCCAUCUGAGCUCCAGGCCAAGGAUCAUCUGAGGCUCAUCUGAUCUCCAUCUGGGCUCAAGUCAGCAUCAGGUUUUCCAGCGACAUGAGCAGCCAAGUGAAAGCAGAGCUGCACCCCAAAGCUGCUCCUGCAGGCAGCAGGCGCACGGUGCGGGGCAGGGCGGCUGGAGCCGACUGGCUGGGCCUGAAGGAUGAGGAUUGGUGUGAGUGGGAGCCGCUGCCUGCAGCGAAGGGCAGCCCUGCCGUGAGCCGCCCCAGCCCUGCCCCGGCCGCACGGCCUGGCCCCGCCAGCCACGUCGCGGCUGCAGAGGAGGCGGCGGCUAAAGCGGCCCCACUGGAGGAGGAGGACUGGCUGAUCGCUGCCUUGGCUCGCAAGAAAGCCCAAGCGCAGGCCAAGGCCCAGGAGAGGAAUGCCGAGGCCUCGGAGGCCCCAGGGGAAAGGCUGCAUCCCCGUCCUGCUGUCAGCUCUGUUCUAGGGGAUGAUUUCUUCAGCAAGCUCUCUGCAGAGGACAGCAAAGCUGCAGGGGGACCCAGGGCCUCUGCCACAGACGCGGAGAAUCUGCUGCAGAACCUGAAGGAUAUGGAUGACCUGGACGCUGAUCUCCUGGGGAUAUCAAAGCCCAGUUCUGCAGCAGAGAAGACAACUGUGAAAGGUCCUGAGGAAUGGGGUUCCUUGGGAGAAGGACGAGCUAAAGCCCCAGGGAAGCUGUUAGCUGCUGAGAAGGAGAAGGAAGAGGACUGGAAGAGGAAAGAUGAUGUGUCUGGCGUGUACAAGUCCUCGGUGGCCUCCACACCCAAGAGCCCAGUGGCGAGGAGGCGGUCUGUCAGGUUUUCCAGCGACAUGAGCAGCCAAGUGAAAGCAGAGCUGCACCCCAAAGCUGCUCCUGCAGGCAGCAGGCGCACGGUGCGGGGCAGGGCGGCUGGAGCCGACUGGCUGGACUGGAAGGAUGAGGAUUGGUGUGAGUGGGAGCCGCUGCCUGCAGCGAAGGGCAGCCCUGCCGUGAGCCGCCCCAGCCCUGCCCCGGCCGCACGGCCUGGCCCCGCCAGCCACGUCCCGGCUGCAGAGGAGGCGGCGGCUAAAGCGGCCCCGCUGGAGGAGGAGGACUGGCUGAUCGCUGCCUUGGCUCGCAAGAAAGCCCAAGCGCAGGCAAAGGCCCAGGAGAGGAAUGCCGAGGCCUCGGAGGCCCCAGGGGAAAGGCUGCAUCCCCGUCCUGCUGUCAGCCAUCCAGCUGCCUCCACAGGAGCCCCACAGCAGGCAGCUGCCCUGCAGGACACAGCCAGUGCAGACAGCUCUGGGCAGCCGGUGCCCUGGCUCAGCACCACGAAAGGAGCCUCAACUCAGGCGUCGGAGGCUGAGAAGGAGGAUCCCUCCGGAGACACCAGCGCCCUGGCCUCUACAGCCUUAUUGCCAGGAGAGCAGGAGGUGCAGGGCCCUGUCCCACUUGCUCAGGUUCCCACGCCCAGGACACGUCUCCAGGCUGCCCCACAGCUGCAGGCAGAGUCCUCAGGCCUGGGCUUGCUGCAUGAGAGGAGGCCGGGGCAUGGCACUGCCCAGCUCUGUGAGGAUGCAUCAGGCUGCCGGGCAGCUCUGGUCAGCGCCCAGGCCCGUGUGGCAGAGCUGGAGAGCCAGGUCCAGAUGCUGGAGGUGGAGCGGACGCAGCAGAGGCUGUUGCUGGAGAGUCUCCAGCAGCAGCACCAGAAGAACCUGGAUCUUCUCGAGAGCCCCUACAGGCGGCAAAUGAAGGUGUUGGAGGAGAGCCACGGGCGGCAGGAGGAGAGGCUGCGGCAGGAGCUGGAGCAGCUGAGGGCUCAGCUGCUGUCGCAGAGCCAGGACGCGGAGCAGGCGCAGGCAGAGCUGCGGGCACAGCACCAGCAGCAGCUGGCAGCACUGGAGCAGCAGCACACGCUGGAGGUGAAGCGGCUGCAAGAGCUGCAGAGGACGUCCAUCCAGGAGCUGCGCCAGGACUACGACGAGCAGCUGCGGCGGCUGCAGCGGCUGAAGGAUCAGGAGGUGGAUGCGGUGACCAGCGCCACGUCACACACCAGGUCUCUGAACGGCGUCAUCGAGCGGAUGGAGAAGUUCUCCAGUGAUCUGCACGAGCUCUGGCACAAGGUGGAGGCCAAGCACCACAGCACCUCCCAGGAGCUGGCCACGUGGGCACAGCAGCUCAGGGUGCUCCAAGACAGGAUGUUGCAGCAGCAGAAGGACAUGGAGGAGGAACAGAGACGACACCAGGACGUGAUUGCUAAAGUGGAGGCCAGGCUGAGCGAGCAGUCUCAGCAGCUGGAGCAGGAGCGCUGCAGGGCGCUGGCAGAGCAGUGCCAAGUGGGAUCUCUGCAGCGCUCGCUGGAGGAGCGGCAGCAAGUCCUGAGCCAGCAGCUCUCCAAGGAGCGAGCAGAGCUGGAGAGGGCCAAGAGCACUUUUCUGGCGGAGCAGCAGUUGGUGGUGCAGAAGUGCUCAGAGGAGUACCAGAAGCUGGCGACUGAGUGGGCUGAACUUCGUGCCCAGCAGCAGCAGAGCAGGGAGCUGGCAGAGCUGAAAGCCAAGGAGGAGCAGCUGGAGAAGGCCAGAGAGCUGCAGGAUAAGGCCUGGCAGAAGCUGAGGCUGGAGAAGGAGAGGGUGAAGGUGGCUGCGCAGCGCGUCCGGCAGCAGGAGGAGAAGGUGCAGAGCAGGGCCAAGCUCUCAUCCCAGAAGGACAAGAGGGGGCAGCGAGUGCUGCAGAAGGCUUGCAGGGGGGAGUGUGAGCACCCAAGGAGGCUGCAGGCCAUGCAGCAGCGCUUGAAGCAGCUGAGGCAGCAGGAACAGCACCUGCAGGAGGAGUGGCUGAGCACGGCUCUGAAGAGGAGACAGCUAGAAGAGCGAUGUGAGGAGCUGCCCAACAACUCCAUGAUGCUGCUGACUGCAGACCAGGACCUCGGUGCCCCUGUGGACGGCCUCUCCAGCACACUGUUUCCCCUGACGACAGCGGCACCACAGAGCUGGGGUCUUGUUGCAGAGCCUCCAGCUCCUGUCAGGGUGCUCCCUCAGCACAGCCCUGGGGCUGGCAGGGACACCCUGGCCACAGCCAGCGGCACCGAGCUCAUUGACGCCACGCUGCUGCUGCUGAAGUUCAGGGCCCAGCAGGACCAUGGUUUCUUAGAGAAUGAGGAGUUCUACCUGGAGAGUCUGACAAAAUCAUCCUAUCACACGUCAGCUCGGUCACGAGGAUGGUGGUCAGCACAUCUCACACCAGCAAAACUGCAGCCACGUCUCCACCAAUUGGUGACAAAGAAACCCAAGCUUUCUUAGGCAUUGUGGGCUUUUGGAGGCUGCACAUUCCCAACUGCUGUAAAUCCUCUCUGUCGAGUCACCUGGAAGAAAAACGAUGUCAAAUGGGGCUCUGAACAACGACAAGGCUUUCAACAAAUUAAACGAGAGGCUGCUCAGGUGGUGUCCCUUGGGCCAGUCUGAGCAGGACCAGAUGUGACAAACAUGCUCUGCACUGCAGCUGGAGAGAAUGGCCCUACCUGGAGCCUCUGGCUAGAAGCACGUGGGGAGGCUGGAGGCUGAGCCCUGGGAUUCUUGAGUCAGGGAUGCAGAGGAUCCGAGGCCCGGUGCACUCCCACCAAGAAGGGGAGACUGGCAGCAGAUGAAGGAGUUUGAGCUGCCUCAGAAGGAACUGGCAUGGAAGCAGGACUGUUCUCAGCACCCAACUGCCAGUGCUGGGCUGGGUGUCCAAAGGGAGGGUCUCCUCCACACAUCAGGCGACUGACGCCACAUGGAGUGAGGGGGUUGUGUUGAGCACUCAGUGAGCUCCUGUAGGAAACCCCAGUCACCCCAGCAUCCUGCACGUGAUCACCAACUGGGACUUGACCCUUUCUGACAUCCUGGGGAACCUGAGGCAGGAGCAUCCCAACAGAAUGUGGAGCAAGUGCUCAGUGGCAUCUCUCUGCAAAAGGGAUCUCUUCUCCUGGGCUGGUGUGUGGGAGCUGCGUUGUGUGGGCUGUCUGAAUGCUGACAUGGUGCCUUUCUGGCAGGUUUCAGUGCAACUAACAUGGACUUGGAGGACACAGGCGGUCCCGAGGGGCAGACAGUGAGUCGCCAGAACCGGCGCCGAAGGAAAAACUCCUGGCAGUCCAAUGUCCUGGUGUGGGAAAUAGAGGUGCCAAAGGAUACAGUCACACAAUUGAUUGGCAAACAGGGGCAGUUUAUUAACAGCUUGAGGAGAGAGUCUGGGGCCACAAUUUCUCUCUCAGCGCUCCCUGAUGUCGAUGACUACGAAAUCUGUCAAAUCAAAGGCCUCUCCCAUCAAGUGGACAGAGUGCUGAGCCUGAUUGGCGGGAGGUUCCAGCACCUGUGUCUGGACAACAAACACUGUGCUCGUUUCUGCUGGGAAAAGGUUCUGUUCUAGAAGGAUGUAGGAACGGGUACAGCAUGGGCAGCUGCCCCAGGCUGGCCAGCAGGUUUUGGAACCCAUCCUGACAUGGUGCUCAGCACAUGUGUGCAGUUGUGUCAGGUCCCAGCUGAUGAGCAACGACGUCACUCACCAUCCCCUUUGUACAUCCCCUCGUGCAUUGUUAGAACUGUUUCUCCUUCCCUUGUUCCUUCUUGUUAUUCCAUUAAAAUGUUCUGAUUGCAACCUC
This is a messenger RNA of Colius striatus (speckled mousebird), 4763 nucleotides long. RefSeq names its product fas-binding factor 1 homolog. NCBI's taxonomy places the organism in Eukaryota, Metazoa, Chordata, Aves, Coliiformes, Coliidae. Gene Ontology annotation, biological process: establishment of epithelial cell polarity; cilium assembly. The record is from RefSeq and is a predicted model, not a curated record. Bases 226 to 3429 code for a protein of 1067 amino acids. Gene Ontology annotation, cellular component: centriole; ciliary basal body; ciliary transition fiber. The transcript has 26 exons.